AUGAAGGUGCAAAGCUCGUAUUUUUUGAGUGUCUCCGUUUCUAAACUCUUGAGCACACUUGGAAACUGUUCUCCAACAGAAAAUUCAGCCAGAGAACAUAGUGAGAGCCAUGCUUUCAUCAAAAAUUGCUUAGAAUGCGGACAGUUGGAAGUUGGUACAUCUGAGUCUGAGAGUCUUGUGAACAUUAACAAUGAAUUGAAGCUGAAGGGCAAUGAGAAAAAUGUUUCAUCCUUAGCUAUCCCAAAAGAUAAUUUUGAUGCAACAUGUUCAAAAACAAAAAAAGACAUAGCUGAUUACGUCGACGUAAAAUUAAACAACCAUGAAAAAAUUGAGGCAAGAGACUUGCUUUGA
Molecule: messenger RNA, 351 nt
Organism: Helobdella robusta
Lineage: Eukaryota; Metazoa; Annelida; Clitellata; Rhynchobdellida; Glossiphoniidae
Exons: 3
Coding region: 1-351 (116 amino acids)
Source: RefSeq, a predicted model, not a curated record